This is a messenger RNA of Alligator mississippiensis (American alligator), 734 nucleotides long. RefSeq names its product sterile alpha motif domain containing 15 (gene SAMD15). Lineage: Eukaryota; Metazoa; Chordata; Crocodylia; Alligatoridae. The transcript is spliced from 3 exons. Gene Ontology annotation, molecular function: protein binding. The coding region runs from base 153 to 647 and encodes 164 amino acids. The record is from RefSeq and is a predicted model, not a curated record.
GGGCCGGGCCAGGGACCGCGGCCUAAAGGCGCCCGAGGGCCGGGGGGGGAGGAGAAGGCGGCGACAUCAUCUCAGGAAGUCCAGAUCUCCAUGGAAACCGGGUCCGGAAGGACGCGUUACCAUGGCGCCAGGGAUGGGCCUCGCGGGCCGCGAUGGAGCCGGCGCCCGAGCCCGAGCGGGGCCCGAGCUGCCUGGCCUGGAGCCCCCGCGAGGUGGCGGCCUGGGUGGCGCGGCUCGGCUUCCCGCAGUACGAGGACUGCUUCAUCGCCAACAGCGUCACAGGCCGCAAGCUGGUCCAUGUGCACUGCCGCAGCCUGCCGCAGAUGGGCAUCACCAAUUUCGAGCAUAUGAAGGAGAUUUCAAGGCAUGUGCGGGAACUGUUGGGGAUUACAGAGCCUCUCUGGAGCAGAAGCAUUGCCCUCCCCUACAGGGACAACAUGGGCUUGUUUCUAGAGCACAAAGCCCCAACUGGCAAGACAGCAGAUGCCCUCACCUUCUCCAAGUUUGUUCAUGAAGCAGGACUGAAACCAUAUGCCAUAACUAUGUCUUUGCAAAAAGCCCAAACUGAUCUGAACACAGACAAUCUCACCAUUUCCCCGUGCAUCCAAGAAGCAAAAACAGAGCCACAUGCUAUAAUUCCACUCUGAAAAACAGAUCAAGCUACUGGACAAACUGAUUCUUUUGCUGCGUCUCUGGCUGUCCCACUUUCUUCAUAUUAAAGAAAAGGUGCUUUA